Pteropus alecto (black flying fox) is the source of this 2142-nucleotide messenger RNA. It is a transcript of the gene TTC23, whose product is annotated as tetratricopeptide repeat domain 23. Lineage: Eukaryota; Metazoa; Chordata; Mammalia; Chiroptera; Pteropodidae. The record is from RefSeq and is a predicted model, not a curated record. The transcript is spliced from 12 exons. Gene Ontology annotation, molecular function: protein binding. The coding region runs from base 355 to 1695 and encodes 446 amino acids.
GAUACCACUUUAAGAAAAUUCCAAGGAAAAGACGGCCCCACUUUAAAAUUCCCACCUCUGGCUCCAAAGGAUUGGGUUUCAAACUUCGACAAAAUACUCUGCUCCACUCCCUAUUGGUGCAUGCUCUAAUCAUUCAUUCUUCCGCCUGGAGUUUUGUGGGGUACGGGAGAAGGCUACUCUGCUUUAGUCUGGAGCUAUCCCACUUUCGACUUUUUGAUGCUUAUCAAUCUGUUCAAAGAAUCACCAAACUGAUACAGCGUCUGUCAAAUCAGGCUGUCGAGACAGCUGUGUAAUUCGUUCGAAAAAGAAACGGAGAACCUCUCAAGCAUACAGGAGGAUAAUGUAUGUAAAAAUAUGCAAGAAUCCCAGGAAACCCAGAUAUCCAACCACCUAGAUGAAAUUGUUGGUGCUGUCAGCAUAACGCCUCAAAAGAAGAUCUCGAAACAGCUGACUCAGACAUUGCUCUUUCAGCCUCCUCGAGAGAAACUCCACCUGUGUGAAGAGAAAGCAAAGUCCUAUUCCAGCAGGCAUGAAUACCAGCAGGCGAUUCGGGAGCUGGUGCGCUGCGUGGCCCUGACACGGAUUUGCUAUGGCGACCCCCACUGGAAACUGGCAGAGGCGCACGUCAACCUGGCUCAAGGCUACCUCCAGCUGAGAGGACUGUCACUGCAGGCAAAACAACAUGCAGAAAAAGCCAGAGAAAUCCUCACCAACGCCAUCAUGCCUCCCUUCAGCGACAAUCUGGAUGUUUUCAAGUGUUCGAUUGAGCUUUUCCAUACGUUGGGGAGAGCCUUACUCUCCAUUCAGAAAUUUAAGGAAGCUGCAGAGAACUUGACAAAAGCAGAGAGACUUUUGAAGGAGCUGCUGCAGUGUGGAAGGAUUAUAAAGGACGAAUGGAUAGAAAUUCAAGCUCCGAUCACAUUGUCUUUCGCACAGAUGUAUCAAAGUCAGAAGAAGUCAAAAGAAGCUCUGCCCCAUUACCAAGAGGCUUUAAAAUAUACUGAGAUCAGCAAAGGUGAAGAGAGUCUCGAGUGUGUACCGAUACUGAGGGAAUUAGCGGGUGUAGAGCAAGCCCUGGGGUGCCACGACGCAUCCAUCGACCAUCUCUUGCAGGCGCAUCUCAUCGUCCUGAGCAGAAAGCCCUCUCCAGAGGAGGCGAUGGUGUCCGCACACUGUGUCGCUCGAGCUGCUGUCACUUCCGGGAGGCCCGAGCACCAGGAUGUGGCUGAGCAGUAUUUUCAAGAGAGCAUGGCUAGUUUCAAAGAUGCCGAAGGGACGGGAAAAGCCAAGCUUCUUUCCAUUCAAGAUGAAUAUUGCCAUUUUCUACAAGUCACUGGACAGGAAGAGAGAGCAACCUCCAUCCUGAGAGAGUCCUUGGGAGCCAAAGUGGCAGUGUUUGGUGACCUCAGUGCUGAGGUGGCAGAGACGUACCGCCUCCUGAGCAGGGCUGACCUGGCGCAGGGGAACCACAGCAGGGCCCAGAAGAAGCUGAGGAAAUGCCUUCAGAUUCAAACGCUCUUGUACGGACCGCAGGACAAGAGGACACUGGCCACCCAGCAGUCCGUGGACGUCCUGUCCAAGGCCCCCGAGAUGGCUGUGAAGCCGAAACAGGCCCCGAAAUCCAAGCCGGCCUCUGGCACCGGAAUGCCCCAGCACACCGUGACGGGGAAGGCGAGGCCGCACGCUGGGGACUGAGACCCAGCCACCCCCGAAGACAGCUUCGCUCAUGCCCGGUGCCGACAUCCGGGGCGCUGCAUCGGCCUGUCUCCAGCCAGAAGAUGGAAUUCAGUGGUCACUGUCCAGAUUUCCAAGGCCAGGUGUUUGCUGGGACACCCAGCGGUGACACCAGCCACCUCCCGUGGGCCGCAUCUGACAGUGCACGCCUUUCGGGGUGAUCCGGUGCUUCUAUACAGCAUUUUUCUUUUUACCGCCUACGUGGUUUUUCUUGCCAACAAAAAUUUCUACUAUUGUGACCGAAAAGCUUCUCUUCACACGUUCAAAACGCUCGUGCGGGAAAGAGGACUCAGCGCCUCGCGCAGAUCUGGAGUCAGGUUUGUCAGAUUUGGAGCAAUGAAAUUCAGGACAGAGCCCUUUCCCACAGGAAGGGGACAGGGACUGAGAAUAAAAUGCUAACGAAGGGAA